Chara braunii is the source of this 1049-nucleotide messenger RNA. NCBI's taxonomy places the organism in Eukaryota, Viridiplantae, Streptophyta, Charophyceae, Charales, Characeae. The record is from the annotation of a GenBank genome assembly.
UCGACCAUCAACAUCGUACGACAUUGAGAGGGGUAGAUCGACAUCGCCUUCGUGCGGUAAAGCUGAGAAGCAACGCUCCUCGUCACAAGAACCGCAUUUGCAGAAGCAGAUUGAAGAGCUCGGCAAAAGCCUGGCAUCAAUGACUAAGUUUGUGCAAAAGGAGAUAGUACGGAAGGCUGAAGAGGAAAGGGUCAAAAAGGAAGCUGAAGAAGCGGAACAGCGUGAGGCAACUGAGAAAGCAGCAAGGGAAAAAAAGGAGCGAAAGAGGUUGGAGAGGUUAAGACAAGAGGAAUUGUGUGCGGCAGAAAUUGACAAGCGGGUGGAAUUGCAAGUUGCCAUCAAAGCUGGAGAGUUCUUUGACAAGAUGGAAGCCAACUACGGAAGACGAACCUUACCUGAAAAGAAAGUCAAAGGUAAGAAGCGAACUGACUGCAUAUCCGACCAGAAAUCAAGCUUAGACAAUGGUAGCAGCGAUAGCGAAACGGAGGAGAUUCGAGUGAAGACAAGGAAACUGGUAAUCAGUGAGAAGAGGAAGCGGGGUGCGGAACAACCAGUGGAAGGAAGCCCGUCGAUGAUGACUCCUGCGAAGCGGACCCCGAAAACUACGAGAGAUAAAGUUGCAGGUCGCUCUAUCAGGGCGGCACGUUCUAAAUCGAAGUUGAAGACUAAGCUGUCACCAUACUUGACACGGAAGAGAAGUCCGGCAACACCAAGUACUACUGUGAAGCUGCGCUUCAAGAACCAGGCUAUGGAAGAGCUCCAGGGCCUGGAUGCCCUGGAACUGCAAGCGAUCUGUAAGAACGAAGGGAUUGCCUACAACGGUAAGGUGGACGCAAUAUUUGACAUUGCUAGCCACCGAACCCGUAAGGCCUUCGAUAAGGAGGAAGAACUAAUUGAGCCGGCCGAGGUGACUGAGCAAGGCGAGGAGGAUCUGACAACAGCUGAGGAAGGAGUAGAAGCAUGAAGAAGCGAUGACCUAUGGCGUAUGGUCAGAUGGCUGACAAGUUACCGAUGUAGUCUGUCGAGUAUAGACACGAAAGCUGAGGAAC